UGUGAGUUUUACCAGCACUGGUGCAAUACGUACUAGAAAUUUGCGUUCCUUUUUCGCGAAAAGUUUGAAACAUUUUAAAGAAAACACCAUGGGGAAGAACAAAAAGAAGGGACCUCAACCUACACAUGCUGAGAUGAUGGUGAUGACUGUUUCCGAUAUUGUCAGUCAGCUCAUUGCAGCCCACGAACAAGGCAAAGAUGUCAACUUGAACAGGAUUAAGAGUGUAACAUCCCAGAAGUAUGGGCUGUCCUCCCAACCAAGACUUGUAGACAUCAUUGCUGCAGUGCCCUCAACAUACAAGAAGGUUCUUCUUCCGAAGCUGCGAGCAAAACCAAUUCGUACUGCCAGUGGGAUCGCUGUUGUUGCCGUGAUGUGCAAACCUCACAGGUGUCCCCACAUCAACAUGACAGGAAAUAUCUGCGUCUACUGCCCUGGUGGACCUGACUCUGAUUUUGAAUAUUCAACACAAUCAUACACUGGUUAUGAGCCAACCUCCAUGCGUGCUAUCAGAGCAAGGUACAACCCCUACUUACAAACAAGGCGCAGAGUUGAUCAGCUGAAGCAGCUGGGUCACAGCGUGGACAAAGUGGAGUUCAUUGUCAUGGGUGGUACGUUCAUGUCGCUAUCUGAAGACUACAGGGACUACUUCAUUCGCAAUCUUCAUGACGCGCUGUCCGGUCACACCAGUGAAAGUGUCGCAGAAGCUGUCAAGUACUCAGAGAGAAGCCUGACGAAGUGUAUUGGAAUCACCAUAGAGACGAGGCCAGACUACUGUCUACAAAGACACAUCAGUGACAUGCUGAAUUACGGCUGCACCCGUCUUGAGAUCGGGGUUCAGAGUGUCUACGAAGAUGUAGCAAGGGAUACGAAUCGUGGGCACACAGUUCAAGCAGUCUGCGAGUCGUUCAACUGGUGUAAAGAUGCUGGCUUCAAGGUGGUGACCCACAUGAUGCCAGAUCUUCCCAAUGUAGACAUGGAGAGAGACAUUGAGCAAUUCAUUGAAUAUUUUGAAAACCCGGCAUUCAGAUCCGACGGACUAAAGCUCUACCCGACCCUUGUGAUCAGAGGCACUGGGUUAUACGAGCUGUGGAAGACAGGACGCUACAAGAGCUACUCACCAGACAUGCUUAUUGACCUGGUUGCUAGGAUACUUGCCCUGGUGCCACCCUGGACCAGGGUGUACCGAGUGCAGAGAGACAUCCCGAUGCCCUUGGUCAGUUCCGGCGUCGAGCACGGCAAUCUCCGUGAGCUUGCUCUGGCUCGCAUGAAGGACCUGGGAACGCAGUGUCGGGAUGUAAGAACCAGAGAGGUUGGAAUCCAAGAGAUCCGUCAUAAAGUCAGGCCAUACGAGGUUGAGCUGAUCCGUCGGGAUUACUAUGCAAACGGAGGUUGGGAGACGUUCCUCUCGUACGAGGAUCCAGAACAGGACAUUCUGAUCGGCCUGCUGAGGCUGAGAAAGUGCUCCGACCAGACGUUCAGACCUGAGACGAAGGGGGGUGUCUCCAUCGUGCGAGAGCUUCACGUGUAUGGCAGUGUGGUUCCUGUCAGUUCCAGAGAUCCGAGUAAGUUCCAGCAUCAGGGUUUUGGGACUUUACUGAUGGAGGAGGCAGAGAGAAUUGCCUUGGAGGAGCAUGGAGCAUCUAAGAUUGCUGUCAUCUCAGGUGUUGGAACACGGAAUUACUACCGCAAGCUUGGUUAUGAGCUGGAUGGUCCCUACAUGUCUAAGAUGUUAUCACAGUACCAUCGAUUGCCAUGAUUAUCAUAGACACGAUGUUGCGUUGGCAACAAAAGAAAGAACGUUUCAUACAUGGCAAAGCAUGACAAGCCCCCAUCAUGUACCGUUGCAAAACUCGCCUGAGAAGUUAUCUUAACAUCAGUGGUUAACGCGAUGCGUCAUCAUAGACAUUUUGUUGGUAUGGCAACAAAAGAAGUUGCAGUGACAUUGUAUGUAGGGAAAUCUAUAAAAAGGUUCUACAUGCAUUCAUGGUCACAUUGUGAUUUUUCCAAUGAGCAGUGGAUUGUUUUGUUAUUUUUGUCAAAAGCAUGCAACAUUAAUGUCGUACAUUUUAACAGGACUUUUCAAGAAAGGGCGGGGGGCUGGGGAAGUGGGCAUGGGUACUUACGACUGGUUUCUUCCUAAUUUGUCUUCUCGAUGUUUGAGGUCACAACAGGUCAUGGCACUGCCAAAUACUGGAUGGCGCCAAGCUUUCAUUUCAAAAAUCACUAGUUUAAACUUCUAUUAAUUUUCAAGUUGUAUUUUUUUUUUCUAUUAAUUUCCUCAGAUUAUCAUGAAACUGUACACUUUCACACCGCACAACAAGCAAAGAAUUUCUAUUUUACUGCAUUAUGUAAAUGUUCCACACUUUAUUUAAAAUGUGUAUCUUAUAUAUUCCAUAAAGUUACAUAGUGCAAAGAAAUUGAAUCAUGCUAAAUAAAGACACAUGCCAUAACAUCA
Messenger RNA from Acanthaster planci (crown-of-thorns starfish), 2455 nucleotides. It is a transcript of the gene elp3, whose product is annotated as elongator acetyltransferase complex subunit 3. NCBI's taxonomy places the organism in Eukaryota, Metazoa, Echinodermata, Asteroidea, Valvatida, Acanthasteridae. The record is from RefSeq and is a predicted model, not a curated record. Gene Ontology annotation, cellular component: nucleus; cytoplasm; elongator holoenzyme complex. Gene Ontology annotation, molecular function: acyltransferase activity, transferring groups other than amino-acyl groups; iron-sulfur cluster binding. Gene Ontology annotation, biological process: tRNA wobble base 5-methoxycarbonylmethyl-2-thiouridinylation.